Messenger RNA from Alternaria arbusti, 1467 nucleotides. RefSeq lists its product as uncharacterized. The transcript is spliced from 2 exons. The record is from RefSeq and is a predicted model, not a curated record. Gene Ontology annotation, cellular component: mitochondrion. Bases 1 to 1467 code for a protein of 488 amino acids. Gene Ontology annotation, biological process: protein phosphorylation; regulation of glucose metabolic process. Lineage: Eukaryota; Fungi; Ascomycota; Dothideomycetes; Pleosporales; Pleosporaceae. Gene Ontology annotation, molecular function: pyruvate dehydrogenase (acetyl-transferring) kinase activity.
AUGGCGCAAGUUCAGCGACCGCUUAUCAUACAGUCGCAGAUGAUACGACUAUGCUGCCCGCGCACGGCGAGAAGAACAAGCAGCGCGCUGUUCGCAAGAGGAAGCUACUACCGAAAGCUGCACACCAAGACGGUUACCGACAACGACAUUUCGCAUCUGGCGAGCUUACCAUUACACCCGUUGACACUGGCCGAUCUCGUCAAACACGGAAGACCGCCGCUGACGACCCAACAACUCCUCACGUCGGCAAACUUCACCCUCUCCAUCCUCCCCGCCCGCCUCGCGCACCGCAUACAAUCGCUCCGCAACCUCCCGUUCAUCGUCGUUUCCAAUCCUCAUGUCUCCAAGAUCCACUCGAAUUACAUGCACAGCCUGUCGACGCUGCUACCAUGGGCUGAGCAGGAGAUAAAGACGCUGGAGGAGGAAGUCAAGUUCACCGAGGUCAUGGCGGAUCUGGUACAAACACAUGCCAAUACGAUUAGCAUACUGGCGAGAGGCUUUCUGGAGGCGAGGAAAUACAUCAGCCCAAAGGAUGUGACCCGAUUCCUGGACGAGCAUCUGCGCGCGCGGAUAGGCACGAGGUUGAUUGCGGAACAGCAUCUGUCUCUUCACUUCUCCAGUCAGCCGCAUUGCGAGAUGAUGCAUGAAGUAGACGAGAGCCCAGGAUACAUCGGCGUUAUCGACACAAGACUCAGGCCGGCGAGGAUUGUAGACCACUGCGCCAACGUGGUGGGCGAGAUCUGUGAGCUGAAGUAUGGCGUCCGGCCGACCAUCGUCAUCAACGGCGAACCCGACUACGAAUUCGCGCAUAUACCCGUCCAUCUCGAAUACAUCAUCACCGAGUUGCUCAAGAACGCGUUCCGCGCGACGGUGGAAAGCGGCAUGGAACGCGAACCCAUCGAAGUGACCAUCGCCCCGCUUCCAGAACUUCUACCCGAAGAUGCAAGCAGCGAGAACUCAAAAGACAUCCGAAACAAGAAGGUUGACAAUGAGGAUCAGGGCAAUGUAGAUCAGGUCUCACAGCGCUUUACAGGCAACAGCUCGCCUACGUCUCCACCGUCCGACUCGAACAUUCUCCCGCUCAAACACAGCACACCCGGCGUGACGAUACGAAUUCGAGACCGAGGCGGCGGCAUCUCCCCCGAUAACCUCUCACACAUCUGGGACUACAGCUUCACAACUUUCAACGACGCGCAGGCAAUUACCACCCUUUCCGGUGGUAGCAAUUCAGCCACCGGCAUGGAUGCUCUGAACGCCUUCUCAGGGGCAGGAGGCGAUGGAGUGAACAGUCUAGCGGGGCUGGGAUACGGACUGCCGUUGGGAAGAGCCUAUGCGGAAUACUUCGGCGGAGGUAUUGCAGUACAGAGUCUCUGGGGGUGGGGUACAGACGUGUACCUCAGCUUAAGAGGAGUGGGCAGAGUAGACACCGUACAGGAGGCUAGGGAAGACGCGGGGAGGCAGAGAUGA